Molossus molossus (Pallas's mastiff bat) is the source of this 3464-nucleotide messenger RNA. It is a transcript of the gene NOPCHAP1, whose product is annotated as chromosome unknown C12orf45 homolog. The transcript is spliced from 4 exons. The coding region runs from base 1 to 561 and encodes 186 amino acids. Gene Ontology annotation, biological process: box C/D snoRNP assembly. The record is from RefSeq and is a predicted model, not a curated record. Lineage: Eukaryota; Metazoa; Chordata; Mammalia; Chiroptera; Molossidae. Gene Ontology annotation, molecular function: box C/D methylation guide snoRNP complex binding.
AUGGAGGUGCACGGUGAACCCCAGUCCAGACCGAGUUCUUCCUCGUUCCCCAAGGAUGGCUCCAGGGUCUCGGUGUCCAAGGAGCUGCUAACGGCGGGGAGCGGCGGCCGCGGAGGUAUAUGGGACAGAUUGCUCAUCAACUCCAAGCCUAAUUCCAGAAAAAAUUCCACGCUUCAAACAGUUCGGAUAGAGAGGAGUCCUUUAUUGGACCAGGUACAGACUUUUCUCCCACAGAUGGCUCAGGCAAAUGAAAAUCUAAGGAAAGAAAUGGCAGCUGCACCUCCUGGUCGUUUCAAUAUUGAAAAUAUUGAUGAGACUCUUGGAAACAUUAUACAGAUGGACGUGGCCUUGUUCGAGAUGAGUCAGUCUGAUUCCAAAGAGGACAGUUCAGAAGAGAAGUCACACGACAGUUCCGAGGACAGCUCCGAGUCUGAGGAUGACGAUGACAACAGCGCCUCCUCUGAAGUCACCAUAGAUAACAUUAAGCUUCCUCAUUCAGAAGAUGGAAAAGGCAAGAUAGAGGUUUUGGACAGUCCUGCCAGUAAGAAAAGGAAACAAUGAAAUAAGCGGCCUAAGAAGCAGGUGAUCUACGCCUGCUAAUUCUGUGGACGAGAAGGCGGCUCAAUGGUUAUUUCGCAUUUCAGGUAGAUGGUGCUUUUGUGUCAUACUGAAUGUGCUUUGUUUCUCAGGAGAAACGGGCUGGCUUUCAAAGAGUUGGAAGGGGGGCAUCUGGGAAUCUUCUAAGAGCAGACUGUCUUUGCUCUUAUACUGCAGAGAUUUCGUUUAGAAAGCUUAACUUUAUUUUUGGUGAUAAGUGAAUUUGUUGGCAUCAUUUUUUCUUCAACAUAGACCAGACAUAUCAAACUUAUUUUUAUUUAUUUUUAUUGAUUUCUUAGAGAGAGUAAGGGCGAGAGAGAGAGAGAGAAAUAUCAAUUUGUUGUUUGACUUAUUUAUGUAUUCAUUGGUCGAUGCUUGUAUGUGCCGUGACCCGGGAUCUAAACCACAACCUUGGCGUGUCAGGACAACGCUCUAACCAACUGAGUUACCUGGCCAGGGCUUCAAACUUUUUUUAAAUUAAAAGUAUAAACCACCUGUUCAUUUUAGUUUUAAAUUGUUAUUUUGGCUAAAACAACCUAGGUGGGUUUUUUUUUGUUAUUAUAACAUCAAAUUUGUUAGCAUCACAGUGGGUUUAGUGAGGGAGAAAUUUCUAAGAGAAAUCUUAUAAUAAAAAGAAUUACUUAGAUAUAACUGUCCUCAGGCGUAUCUCCUUUCAUAUAAAGAUAUAUUGCUUUUCAGUUUGAGCUGGAAAACUGGUUCUCUGGGGGUUUAAUCACUGUUGGUAACUGUGGCCACUCAAUGGAUAUAAAACUUACUGGUUGGAAAAAUUCAUCUUUUUUUUUUUGCCCCCAUAAAGCCAACAUUUUUUUCCUCAGCUACUAGAACUAUUCUGCACAGUUGCCCACGGUUUGAAACCUAUCAAAUGUAGAAAAGGGGACCCCACAGGAAAAACGGCACAGAACAACAACAACAACAAAAGCGGUUUUCCCAAAGGCAAAAUGGUCUGUGGAGUCAACUUUCUGCCUCAUUCUUGACCUUAUGAAGCUGUGUUAGACCUUAUCCGCCAAGGGGCUGGCUUUGCUCAGGAUAGGGACCCGAGAAUUUAAAGGACUGUCUUCAAGUUGGUUGCUGAUGGGAUUUUGUCCCCUAAUGUUCUGGGGCUCUCUCUUAACAAUUUUUUUCUAUUCCUCACAUUAGCCUUGUAAAUACGCUAAAGAUAAUUCUCAAGAUUCUUUCUGGUAUUUCUCACUGGAACCUGGAACCAGAUCUCCCAGGCUGUGCCUCACUAGAUGUAGGAAGAAAUGAAUAGAUCAGGAAACAAGACUUCUGGGCUGGAAAGGGUAUCAUUCUAUACUUCGUAGCACCAAACACAACUGUGAUGAAUUACUGGUGUAACUAUUUUAAGAUUGUCUUCUACCAGAUAAUUUAUCCUACAUUGGAAUAGUUGCAUCUGUCUGGCUCACUGCUUAGCAUGGUGCAUGGUACACACAGGUACUGAUAAAUCAAUUAACAGGUGUCUGAUGACAUUUUAAGCCGUGGUAGGCUACUCCAGGCAGGGGGGUAUGAAGAUGUAAUUUUACAGGAAAUACAUACCAAGUAGAAAUAGACUGAAUGCUCACUGAAAGAGACUAGUCAGUCUGGAAAGACAUAUCAGUAUGUAGAAUUUAAAUAUUUUUCUCUUACCAUGGCUAUCAUAUAAUAGAACUAGGCUUCCUAUACAGUUAAGGAAGUCAACUAAAUUCAGGUCCUCUGGACAUUUUUAUGACACAGAAGAAAAAAGAAAAAUAUAAAUAUUUAAUACAUGAUAAGGAUGUCAUUUUAAGUGAAUGUAAAAUGGAAGUUAUUUAAUGUACAAUGUCAGGACUGGCUAACUAUUUUUAAACAAGGUUAGAUUCUAGCCUCCUACCAUGUACUAAGAUAAAUUUUAUAUGAAUUAAAGAUUUAAAUAUAAAGAAAUAAAAUCAUAAGGGUUCCAUACUAAAACAGAGAAUAUUUAAUAAUGUAGUUGGGCAAAAGCUUUUCUAAAAAGCAGAACAUUAAAGCCUGAAGUCACAAAGGAAACGGCAGAAAAUCCAUCCACAUAAAUAUUAAAAACUAGUGGGUGGCAAAGAAAUUUAAGGGGCAGGGGACCAACUGGGAAAAAUAUUUCCAAUAUUUCCAUUAGUGUAUACAAGGCUCUUACAGAUUAGUAAAAAGAAAAUCAGCUUAAUAUCUCAAUAGUGAAAAGACCAUAGGAUGGGAACACGUAAAAAAAUGUUCAACCCCAUUAAUCAAAGAAAUGCAAAUGAAACCAAAAUUGCAUUUUUUACCUGUCGAAUUGGUAGGUGAAACAGUACUUACUAAGCCCUUUCUGUGUGUCAGCCACUAUUCCAAGUGUACUUUUAAGAGCCACCACCAUUCAUGUGUGUAGAAAAAUGUUUCAAGUUGUACAUUUAACAUUUGUGCACUUUAUGUAUGUUUAUACCUUAAUUGAAAAGCAGUUUGGUUUGUAAGCAGUUUGCCUUAUAGUCUAAUAGGAAAAUAAGUCCCUACUGAGCUUUGGUUGGUCUGACCCUGUACUGUCUCUUCCUGAUGCUCAGGUGUGGUUGACGGCAGUCAUUUGGAGAGUGGUUCUGUCCCUGCCAAGGUUGAUGAAAUGUUCUCUUCUUCAAACUUGUUGGGUGGUAUGUCAUCUAUGGCUCUGUGAGUUAUAAAUCAGAAAAUUAGGUGUAAUGGUCUUUGAAGCAAAAAUGUCAUUCUGAAUGAAUUUGCCAUCUGUUCUCAUAAUACAUUAAUUGUGCAUCAGAUAUGGUACUUAUACAAAAAAAUGCCUUGCAGAGUAGUUUGUAGUUUGUAUUCUUGUGCCUGUGUCCACUACUAUGGUAGGAAAGACAAGGAAAAAGUUGAGUCUUUCAUCUGUAUUUCCC